AAGCGCUUCCACUCAGUGCCAUUCCCACCGUGCGACUGUUUGCGUCGUCAGCCUCACGUCGAGGAAAACCCCGUAACGCGUCGUGCGAAUCGUCGUCGGCGGCGAUGCGCGUCGGAUGCAGGUAUAUCGUCGGUACAGCGAGAGACAGACCGCGCGCGGAGCGUCACGACGCAAGCUCCGAGGGUGGUGUGAUGUGCGUACCGGCUUUCCGAGUUAUCGUGAUGAAACUUUAGUCCUGACGAUACAGCGGUCGCGAGCUUAAUGUGAUUGAUUUUGUGCGUAUUACGAACGGCAACGCGGCGUCGAAAAUGUGCGGAUGCUGUCGAGAAAAGAGAGAACAAUCGGCGCGUCGGAACCGCGAAUGAAAGAGAACUGCGUACGUUGAUAAAGGAUGAGUGAUCAGUUUUUCAUAGCUGUGUGAUUAGCGACGGUCUGCGAUUAGUUGCAACCAACAAAGCGAUCGGCGGGAAUUUUUUUCUCAACAAACGGAUGCCGGAUGUUGAGUAUAAUCAGAGAAAGAUGCACAUCGCUUGGACGCGUAGCUACUUUUUCCAAAGAGAAAUAUUUUAUCAUCAUAUUCCAAGUUAAUUAACAAUAUGAGAUGUGGAAGAGAAGACUGAUUAACUGUCUACAAUUUUUAAAAGUACACCUUAUCGCGAGUUAUUAUAAUUAUUCCACAUCGCAUCAUAUAAAAACGCAUCCACUUGAUUAACAGAGAAAGUAGCCGAAUUUAGCCUCAGAAAUAAAUAUUUUCAAAUCAGUACAAGUUGGAGUACUAAGAAAGUAUUUAAAGUACCAUGAAAUCUUAUUAAUUGGUGUGCACUACCUCAAAAAUAAAUAGGUUUAGUCGUGCUUGCCAAACCACGUUCGCCGACCAUUUUUAUAUGAAAUCUCUUAUACUAAUCGAAAGCUGAUUAUGCAAACAUAACAUAUCUCAAUAUUGGGACCAACGCAAAUGCUAUCGAUAUAAAAUACAUAUACAAAAAUACUGUGCCGAUGUACAGCCUUAACUAAAUUACAUUAUCAAGAGUAGCUUGAUAUAAUUUUCGACAUAAGCAUAUUACAUCCUGCACAAGAAAGGAGCGAUCGAUACUCUCGUAAAGACAAAAGAAUCUAAAGCUGGCAAAAGAUCUGCGAUUUCUAUGUUUAUUUUCUUAAAUGUGUGAUAGGAGCAAUUACAAGCGUAUUGCCGAUCAGUAAUAAGCCUGAAAUAUGUCGCUUGGCAAACAGAGCACAUCGAAAAAUAGCGGAAGGCAUUUUUUCCAUAUAUAGCUCUGAUUUUGCUGAAUAAAAGAUCAACCAAAUAGAAAAGAAAGAAAAGUGGAAAUAAAAUGAUGAAAGGAAGUCCAGGAAAGGACAGCGAAACUAUCCAGCUGGAGCCCAUGUCCAGGGCCUCUAGGCAAAACGAAUCCGUCGAUCUUACAGAAACGGAUGCCAAAGUUCCGUUAAGAAACGCCACAAGAAAGACAUGCGAUUCAGGAGAUAGCAGUGCCGGAUUGCACAGACGUAAUUUUUACGAACGCGCCAAUGAAGUCGUUAGAUGUUCUGAAAGGAAGACUUAUUGCGUGCUUUGCGUCUGUUGCUUGGUGCUUCUUAUUACAUCUCUCAUCAUCGCCCUGGCGCCUUUACGAAAUGGCUGCACUUGUUCUGAAGACGAGCUCAGUAAAAGUAUAGAUGAUGAAAAGGACGCCAUGCCUCGAAUGGAGAACGGAGAGUUAUUUCCAUGGGAUAACAUAAGGUUACCUUCAUUCGCACAUCCUACUAGAUACAAUAUUACCAUGCAUCCAAAUCUUACCACCUUAGAUUUUAGAGGACGUGUAACAAUCGAAUUUUAUGUCGAUGAAGAGACCAAAUUUAUCGUCUUCCACAGUAAAAAUUUGACAAUAAAGGAACAAAUAGUCAAAGAAGGUUACGAAGAAUUGAAGAUCGCAAAGUUACUCGAGUAUCCGAAACGUGAACAAUUGUAUCUAGAAUUGGAGGAGAAAUUUCGAAGAAAGCAGAACUACACGCUAUUUCUGAGUUUCAACUCGACGCUAAAUAAUACUGAACUUAAAGGGUUUUACUUCAGCACCUACGUCACCCCCGAUGGAGAUCAAAAAUAUUUGGCUACGACUCUCUUCGAGCCGACGUAUGCGCGCAUGGCUUUUCCAUGCUUCGACGAGCCGCAAUUUAAAGCCAAAUUUAAAAUAUCGAUAUACAGGGACAGAUUUCACAUUUCAUUAUGCAACAUGCCUAUAGUAAACACCGAAGAAGCUGGAUUUUAUCUGGGUACAAAUCUCUUACGCGAUGACUUUCAAGAGUCCGUAGAGAUGUCGACGUAUCUGGUGGCCUUUGUGGUGUGCGAUUUUAACAGAUACUUCGAACUGACAGAGAGAAAUACGUCUGUGAGUGUGUAUGCUCCAGCGCACAUGCUUCCACAAACGAACUAUUCUCUGACCACUGCUGUUAAUAUUAUGAAUUACUUUGAAUCUUUCUUCGGCAUACCUUACCCUUUGCCAAAACAAGAUCUGAUAGCAAUUCCCGACUUUGCGCCUGCUGCUAUGGAAAACUGGGGCCUAAUCGCUUUUCGAGAAAUAUACUUAAUGUAUGAUCCGAUAGAAACAUCUACCGAAAUACAAGAAUACGUAGCCGUUCUCAUGGCUCACGAACUGGCUCACCAAUGGUUCGGUAAUCUCGUCACGAUGAAAUGGUGGAACGAUAUCUGGCUGAACGAAGGAGCCGCGACUUUCUUUGAGUACAAAGGCGUCAAUCACAUCUCGCCCGAGUGGGGCAUGAUGAAUUUAUUCAUUUUGCACAAAACACAACGAGCACUCGAGCUCGACGCCCUAGCUAACAGUCAUCCAAUAAGCGUACCCGUUGCAAACCCCAUGGAGAUAGAAAGCAUAUUCGAUACGGUUAGCUAUUUCAAAGGCGCAUCCAUCCUUUAUAUGCUCGAAGGAGUUUUGUGCGAGAGUGUUUUUAAGCGCGGAUUAAACGACUAUCUGAAUUCUCAUGCAUAUGGAAACACAGAGACCAACGAUCUGUGGUCGGUUUUCACAAAGCACACAAAAAAUUCAUCUCUUGUUAAUGAGCUCGACAUAAAAACAAUAAUGAAUACUUGGACUCAACAAACGGGCUUUCCACUUGUGACCAUCAUCCGUGAUGGCGAAACUGUCACAGCGACGCAAAAGAGAUUCCUCCUUUCACCGCGCGAAAAAGGAGCGAACAUUUCGCAGUCCAAAUCACCCUUCAACUAUAAGUGGUACAUCCCGCUGAACUGCUACACACACGAACCUCCGGGCAACAUCGAGGUGUGGAUGAAUAUGACCAAUGCGACUUUCGAAAUAUCGACCGACGUUGAAUACAUCAAAUGCAACGUCAAUCAAACUGGCUUUUAUCGAGUUAAUUACCCGAACGAGAUGUGGGUCUCGAUCAUUAAAACUUUGAAGAGUAAUCACACCAAGUUCAGUUCGGCAGAUCGAGCGAAUCUUGUUGACGAUGUAUUUUCGCUGUGCGACGCGGGCGAGCUGGACGCUUCGAUCCCAUUGGAUCUUGCGCUUUAUCUUAUCAACGAAAGAGAUCACGCGCCGUGGGAAACUGCGUUGCGCUACCUAAAUCUUUGGAAGAAAAGACUAGGCGAGAGUGAAGCGUAUAAGAGGUAUAUCAUAUUUUUCAAGAAGUUGUUGAAUCCGAUUACGAAAUACGUCGGCUGGAAAGAUGAAGGAACGCACUUGAAAAAGUUGUUAAGAACCACGGUAUUGAAAUCGGCCAUCGAGCUAGAAAUGACUGAAGUGGUGAAGCCCGCAAAGAAUCUUUUCCAAGACUGGAUAUCGAAAAACAAACGCAUCGCGCCUGAUAUACGGAAUAUCGUUUACAUGGCAGGUGUAAAAUUUGGGGAGGAGACCGAAUGGCUUCAUUGCUGGAACGUUUAUCUUAAGACGCAAAUCCAAAGUGAGAAGCUGGUAAUGUUGCAAGCCCUAGGCGCGGCGAUGGAUCCUUGGCUACUUAAACGUUAUCUCCGCUUCUCGCUCAACCGAGAUCUGAUCAAGGCGCAGGACGUUAACACUGUCAUAGCGUCCGUCGCUGCCAAUACACACGGACACUACCUCGCUUGGCGACAUAUUAAAGCCUAUUGGCCGCAAAUCGAGAUCUUGUAUAUGAACGAAUCGCUCUCGAUAAGCGACCUUAUACUCAGCGUCGUUCCCGACUACUUCAUUACGGAAUAUGACUAUAGCGAAGUCUCGGAGUUCUUCAAACAACACGAUCUACGCAGCGGUGAUCGCACCUUGCAACAAAGCUUAGAAAUAGUGAAGUUCAACAUCCACUGGGUAAAAAUAAAUGCGAAAAGCGUGAAUGAUUGGCUCGUGAAGUACUUCACGUUGAAUACUUCAAAAAAUGAUACGAGUUAACCCUUGCCCGUUGGAAAUGGGACAAAAAUGAGCCGAAUUGUACAUUCAGCCAUCAUGUCAUUAUGGCUGAUUUUUCUACCUUUCUUAUUUAUACAUAAUACUCUUAAGGAAUACGUGAUACAGCCUACAAAAGUAUAGCUCUGACACUACUUGGAGGGACAAAAAAAUCAUCCAUCAUCUAGGUAUAUAUUUGCAGAUCAAAAGCCACCCAUUUCCGUCAUGUUCGUUGAGAGAUCGUUCCCGCAAAGCAUAAAAUUUAAAAAAUCGACAAUCCUUAAGCGAGGAUAAAACGUUUCCCUUGAUAAAAAUACUUCUAGUCUGUACAAAACUCAUUAUCAUAGUCCACUCGCCGGGGAGGAUCCUUAAACGAACGCAGAUAAAGCCGAAUUGUUUAUAAUGUAACGCAUUAUAUACCGAUUUAUACGCACUUUCGAAAGUAUUUAUUUAACGUGCACGCAGUGCGUGCCGAUCGGAUCACUGUAAGUGUAAAAAAAAAAAAAAAAAAAAUA
Messenger RNA from Linepithema humile (Argentine ant), 4897 nucleotides. Its product is annotated as endoplasmic reticulum aminopeptidase 1-like. Gene Ontology annotation, biological process: peptide catabolic process; proteolysis. The record is from RefSeq and is a predicted model, not a curated record. Gene Ontology annotation, cellular component: cytoplasm. NCBI's taxonomy places the organism in Eukaryota, Metazoa, Arthropoda, Insecta, Hymenoptera, Formicidae. Gene Ontology annotation, molecular function: peptide binding; zinc ion binding; metalloaminopeptidase activity.